This is a messenger RNA of Hippopotamus amphibius kiboko, 3139 nucleotides long. RefSeq names its product DnaJ heat shock protein family (Hsp40) member C28 (gene DNAJC28). The coding region runs from base 262 to 1425 and encodes 387 amino acids. The transcript has 2 exons. The record is from RefSeq and is a predicted model, not a curated record. NCBI's taxonomy places the organism in Eukaryota, Metazoa, Chordata, Mammalia, Artiodactyla, Hippopotamidae.
UUCUGGGGUUCCCUGGUAAGGUAGGACAUCGGUUCCUAUUAGGUAUAAUACUGCCCUCCGCACCCCGAAGGUUCCCUCAGUGUAAAACGGCAGAUGGUCUAGUCCAGAGGAGGCGCUUGCCGCUGGCCACCGCGGAGACGCCUGGAGCGUGAAGGGCAGAUUGCGCACGCGUGCGCAGAGGCGCAGCAUGGGGGCGGGAGCCUUGGAGCCCCUUCCCCGCGUCCGAGAAGAUCAUUGCUAGGAAGAACUGUGGGUACAAUAAUGAACACAACGUAUGUGAUGAUGGCUGAAAUCUUAAGAUCUCAUCUAAUAAAAGCUUCCAUUAUUCCUAACCGAAUGAAAAUGGGUCCAUACCUUGGUGCCAUUAGAACUAGAAUGAUGUCAACUCAUAAAUCCGAAAAGAAGAUGAGAGAAUAUUAUACGCUGCUGAAUCUGGAUGAAGGAUGCUCUGCAGAUGAUGUCAGGGAAUCUUUUCGUAAGCUUGCCAAGCAGUACCAUCCAGAUGGUGGCUCUAGUACUGCUGAUUCUGCAACAUUUAUAAGGAUCGAAGAAGCUUAUAGAAAGGUGCUUCCCCACGCGAUAGAACAAACAAAUGCCAGGCAGAGUAAAGUUGAAGAAACAGAAGAAGAAGAAGAAGAAAAAUUCAAAUAUAAAACACCUCAACACCGGCAUUAUUUAAGUUUUGAGGGUAUUGGUUUUGGGACUCCAAGUCAACGAGAGAAGCAGUAUAGGCAAUUUAGGGCAGACCGUGCAACUGAGCAAGUGAUGGAAUACCAAAAGCAGAAACUGCAAAGCCAGUAUUUCACUGAUAGUGUAAUUGUUAAAGAUGUAAGAUACAGUAAGGAACAAAAGAUAACUCAAGCAAUAGAGCGUUUGGUGGAGGAUCUUAUUCAGGAAUCAAUGGCCAAAGGAGACUUUGACAAUCUCAGUGGGAAAGGAAAACCUCUCAAAAAAUUUUCUGGCUGUUCAUAUAUUGAUCCCAUGACUCACAACCUGAACAGAAUAUUGAUAGAUAAUGGAUACCAACCAGAAUGGAUCCUAAUGCAAAAGGAAAUAAAGGAUACUAUUGAUCAACUUAGAGAGGCAAUUUUAGUUUCAAGGAAAAAACUUGGAAAUCCAAUGACAGCAACUGAACUUAAACAGUGGAACCAAGUUUGUGAGCAGUUUCAAGAAAACAUCAAAAAACUAAACAAGCGAAUUAAUGAUUUUAAUUUAAUUGUUCCCCUCCUGACCAGACAAAAAGUCCAUUUUGAUGCACAGAAAGAAAUUGCCAGAGCCCAGGAAAUAUAUGAGACCCUUAUGAACACAAAAGAAGUCACGGAUAAAAACCCAAAUAACAUUGAUCAGGGAGAAGGAGAGAAAACACCUGGAGUCAAGACAGGUUUCUUUAACUGGAUGAAUGUGUGGAAAUUUAUUAAAAUAUGACCAUCUCAGUGUUCACAGUACUGCCCCAAAUCAUUUUCAGUAGUACUGACAUCACACAUAGAGGCCGAGAUUUCUUUCUAUAACGCGAGAGUCUGAGAACUGUGUGCCUCUGUAGCUGUCACAAAACAAAUCACAACUCCAGCAAUCUGUAAAUGAGAGAGCUGUAAGAAACUAAGUCAGAGAAAUAUUCAACCAGCUUUGCUCUGAAGAUAUGACAAGACAAGAGGAGACCCUACUUUUAAGGAAACAAUUUAAUACAUUUCAGAGCUUAAAUGUUGGUCAUCAGGUGAAAGGAGUUAGGACAGGGACUCGGGAUGGGAAUCCUAAAGGGUUUACAAAGUCUUAGUGCAGUUUUAAGCUCUAAUAAGUUAAAAACAGUUGCUGUUUACCAUCUUCAAACACAGGUACUUCAACAACAACAACAACAACAACUAAAAAUGUAUUAUGAGAAGUCACAAAACGAAAGAAGUAUGAAAUACCUCCAAAUGUAUGUUUUUUGCAAGUUUGCUGCAUUUGUACACCUGAGGUUACUAAAGCACAAAACUGUUCUAAGACUUUUGGGACAUUCCCUGUAUGGUUGGAAAUGUUAAGAUCAGAAAAUUAGCCUAGUGGAGUUAUGACACUUUUAUUUUUUUAUGAAGGCCUUCUCUCUGGGUCCUGAAUAAAGAAACCAACAAAUAUCUGAGUUGUAGUUUUUCCUACCUAACUUCACGAGCCAUUGGCAGCAUAGAUCCAUCAGCCAAACUAGCUGAUUUAGCUAUUCUAGAAGUAGACUCCAGUGUCCACUUUUAAAAAGUUUUGAGUGUAUUUUCUAACCUUUCAGAGGUGAAAAAAAAUAAAAUCUUUGGGCUCAGUGGAAACAAGAUUGCACUUUUCCAUCUCUCAUCAGAGUUGAAAUGUUAGGUUUACAUAAACCUACCUGAAGCCUUCUUUGUUAUGUAUCAAACUCCCCAGAGACUUUCUCAAUGAUAUGAAAAUCUCAGUUUAUUGUCUUAGGGAUUCAAUUGUCUGUCUUAGGAACCCUUUAGUAAACAAAGAUAAGGUGCCCACUUGCACCUUUGACAAAUAACAAGAGAUUGACAUCCAUGAGAUUGUGUCCCAUUCACUUUCAGAAAGAUCUGACUCUUAGGUUUGUGGAUUUGCCUUAUUCACAGAAUUGGGCAACUAGAAGGAUGUGGAGAGCGGUCAGAAGGAGCAGGUCUGUUUCCUUAUUUAAUUUGGAGCGCUGUACUAUGGAAGUGCCUCAGAAGCAAGGCCCUUGCUCCUUUGAUUUUGAAAGAACAAGUUAUUCUGUAAUGUGUGUGAUAGUUAAAUAUAAUUACAUCUUCAAAACGAAAUUUCAGACCUUUCUGCUUACAUUAUGGGGCAUUAAUUGCUAUAUGUGAUUAGUUUAUUGAAGGAGUUGUUAUUACCUUCUGUAAUGAUAUAUUACUGUAAAUACAAUUGUGAACAGUGUGAAAUAGGAACUUUAUAAUUAAAGCUAUAGCUCCGAAACAUUUUAGGAGGUGAUGAUUCUAUAAAUCUUGUUAAAUGUUAGAAUUAGAUAUGAUACCUGAUUACGUUGCAGCAACAUAUGUAAAGGAAACCAUUUUUUAUAUUAGAUAAUGAGAAGGUAAAUGUAUCAGAAAACUCUACUGAUUCCUAAUUUCAUCACAGCACACUUUAUGUUUGUAAAUGUUGUCUAUAUUAAUAAAUUUAAUAAAGUUAAUUUUAA